This is a messenger RNA of Amoebophrya sp. A25, 758 nucleotides long. The record is from the annotation of a GenBank genome assembly. Lineage: Eukaryota; Dinophyceae; Syndiniales; Amoebophryaceae.
GUAGAUCAACCAAAAUUAUCACACAACCGGUUCAAUCAGUAGCUAUGCGGGCGAAGUGCGUUGGCGCACGGAGACGACCCCUUUCGUAGCACUUUGAGUCAAUUCAUUUACUCAUCUUUGAUUCUCCUUUUUCUUCUGUGGUGCCAAGACUGUAGAAAUGUCGAGCCAGGUUUUGGCGAACUCGAUCGAUCCUGAAAAGCUUUCUCAGCUUGCACCUGAGGAGUUCACAACACCGAUGUUGUGUUAUGUCGUGAAGAAAACAGGACCCGCUAGUACUGAAGAGGCAUCGUUUUCGGCCGCUCAACAAGCAUCAGUUGGUGGGCUCGGUGCUUUGUUUGUUAGCUACGCAACGAGCUCUUCGACUUCGAGGUCCGCGACUAGCGGCAGUGCCAUCAAAUCAGCAGCUUCGCACAAGGACAAGAAGGCAUCAGACCACGACCACAGGUCAUCGGUGGAGCGAAGACUGAUGGAUGAAGGACCUCGCAUGGCUGGCCGUAGCGGAAGAUUGAGGAAGUUUGACGAAGCUAGCGAAUGUAACAAUUCAUGGAUCCAUGGAGGAAUGGGAUUUCCGUUUUCAACAUCAGCUUAUGCCCUUGGCGGUGACGCCUCUAUGGAGCAACCACAUUACCGACCCUUCCUAGGAGGAAUGAAAACCGGACGAGCCUUCUUGUAAGUAACUUUAAAUUUCUAGUAACGUUGUGACUUGUGAUUGGCGACUGUGUUGCAAAUGAAGAUGGAAAAACGAACCACCACCCAGG